AUGACGCCCACGUGGGACCACGUCUGCCGCGGCAGGUCUUACCCGGGCCAGCAGAGCGAAGUCAAGGUGGUGUUCAAGGUGUUCGAGGCGGACGUCUUGGGCCCGUCGGAGCUUAUGGGAUCCUCCGUCGUCAGCCUCGAUGACCUGAUCCGGCUGCCGGCGAAACCACAGGCGGACCCACAGGCAUGCCAGAGGGACGAUCCACGGGGCGGCCCGCUUGGGCUCGGGGGGCACAGGGGUGAGGGCCCGUGGGGCCCGAUGUCUGUCCAGAUCUCCAGCGUCGCGAUCAGGGGAAAGUUCAUCGGUCGCGUCCCGGUUGCGGGCCGCCCCGGGGGGAUCCUCGGCCGAGCCUCCCUGCACAGAGCACGGGCGGGGCUGCCCGCGCUCGCCCAGGUGAACAUCGUGCAGGCGUGCACUCUCAUUUGCGGACUUGUGCUGCUCCGGCUCGGCACCUACGACAUGCCCGCGCCCCACAAGUUUAAGUUUGGUCCCAUGAAGGUGUUGAACCUGACCCUCCCGAAGAACUCAUCCAAGGGCAGGCUGCCGACGGCGCGCUCAGUGCGCCUCGUUGGUUGGGAGGUCGCGCCCACGCGCUACCAGUUGAUCUCCAGGACUUGUCUUGUCGUUCAGUGGCGCGGCGUGCACCUUUCCACGCACGUGCCGCUCAGCCGCGGCGAGCUGGUGUGCUGGGCGCUGUGGGCCUGCGGCGCGGCGGACGCCAGGCAGAGCUGGAUGGCCGUGUCUGCAGACGCCAAGAAGGCGGGGGCCGAGGCGCUGCGGGGCGGGGGUGCCGACGUCACAGACGACGACGUCGCCGAGCUCGUCCUGAAGGUGCCAGGCUCCGAGAUGGCCGAGGCCCUCUGGGGGUUCACAGCGGCCGCCACUGUCGCCACGCAGACGGAGGGUCGGAUCAGACGAGUGGCGGCCGACGCCGAUGGCUGGGAGACGAUCGCGGAUCGGAUCUGGGCCCGAGCGGUGGGGGCCGACGGGAACUCGCUGCCCGUCGACUGGGUGCUGCACCUUGGCAUAGGUCUCCUCCUGUCGAGCCUGGCGGUGGUGCUGGGGGCCGACUCAGUGCGACACCGCCUGGCAGGCGGGGCUGUGGGGCUGGUCGGGACCUUCCUGCUGGUACGGCGGGUGCCCGAGCGGGUGGUCGCCUGGUGGACACGCUGUCGGCGGCGUUCGGCCUUCGCCGCGGCGCGGAGGCGCGGCGGGGACGGCCUGGACCGGACCGCCGCCGAGGCCGCGGAGGUACCUGCGGGCCCGCUGCACCCGCCGGGGCUUGCAGCACUGCCGCCUCCGCCGUGGGCUCCACCCGCCGAGGGCGCUGGCGCGGGGGCCGCUGCGGCGAAGCCUGGCGCGCAGGACCUGUCGGCGCUGCGGGCGUUCGCCCAGGGGUGCGAGGUGCCGGGCCCCUUCAGCCAGACCGCGGCCAUGCAGCAGCAGCAGCAGCAGCAGCAGCAGCAGCCACAGCCGACACCAGAGGUGGCCGUCCCAGCAUCGGGGCUCAGCUUCCACGUGCCCCACUCUCCUGCAGAUGCGGUGAAGCUAGGACGGGAGGUGGAGAUAGUGGGCGCCACGCUGCGCGAGUUCCAGGCGCAGGCGGCCAUCAACGAGGACUGGGCCUGGCACUUCUGGGAGAGGAUCGCGGCCGUGGAUGGCUCCAGGGGGCUGCACCCUGACCUACGACGAGUGCUGCAGACUCACGGCUACGUGGGAGCGGGGACGACGUCCCCGCCAGGAGAGUCGUUGCAGCAGGAGCUGGACGCGCUGCUCGCCUCCCCUACGGCGCCUCACGGCGGGGGCAUGCACGCCUCCCCUGGGUGGGCCGUGGCCCCGCAGACCCAGCAGCAUCAGGGGGGCAGCCGAUGGAACCUGAGCCUCCCGCCGGAGCUGCGGCGCGCGGCGCCGGAGAUCUACCGCACCAUGCGGGGCGCGGGGGCGGCCAGCGCGCGGGACUGGCUGUCGCAGGAGGUGACGGGCCAGCGACACACGGCGGUCUGGACCGACCUGUGGACUGCCGCCACCAACGUGGACUACUUGUUGGGCGGUUGCGCGAACCAGUCCGAGCUACUCACCCGUUUGGCGUCCGACGAUGCGCUGGAGCUGCACCUGAGGCGGCUGGCUAGCUACGUCUACGAGAUGCGGACGAAGGACAAGGUUGGGGGGGCGGCCAUGUUGGCUGUCCGCCCGCCCGGGUCAGCCGCCGACUUGGCUCCGACAUGGCUGGUGACCGAGGCCGCGACCCACAGCCAGGCGGAGCACCAGCGCGACGAGAGGGUCCAUGCCGCCAGCAAGCACGACGGUGCCCCGCCGCCGCGGGUGCAGCCUGGAAUGCCAGUGACGGGUCUGUCAGGCUCGCUGACGCGGGCCCUGCAGUGGAAGGAGGCCGAGGCCAGACCAACGGGCCAGCGCGAGACGAGCGAUAACGAGAUGAUGCUGGCCUGGCAGCUCGUGCAGCAGUAUGCGUUACAGGGCGCAGCGCGGUACGAGCGCGACUGCCGGGGGCUUGCCCCGACAGGCGGUCAAGGGGCGGAUCUUGCCUGCGACAGAGGACCGCAGGACGCCUACACUGGAGAGCGCAAGGGUGUGAGCAAGCACGUGAUGAUGUGCGCAGCGGCGGUGGCAGAACCUCCGGACGACAUGGUCGUGGACCUGCUGGAGGCGCUGCCCGACGGCGAGCGCCAGUACUAUUCGGACGAGCAGAACGUCCUGGACUACAGCGGCAAGGCGCUGCUGGGCGUGGGCGCACGCUUGGGGGCGCUCGCGGGCGCCGCGGCUCCCGCCGACGGCGCGGCCUGCUGUGCGCCACGCACCUCGCCGCCCGAGGACGGGGGGCUGGAGGCUGGCAGCCGCGGGGAUGCCGAGCCUGAGGACACUCAGCAGCACCGCUACGACGACGACUGGCUAGGGCAGCAGCGCAGCUGCCGGGCUGCGCCGCCUAGCCCGAGGGGCUACAGCGUGGCGGAGUGGCUGGGAACAGUGAGGCGGGCGAAGAGGGAUGACGAGCGUGUGAUGGUGGUGAUGCAUCUCUUCGCUGGCCGUCGGCGGCGUGGUGACGUGCAGGAGGUGGGGGAGAGGCUGGCGAAGGAGCGGAGCUUGAGGGUGCUCUUCCUUUUCGCCGAUCUCCUGGGCGACCCGCGGUGGGACCUGGCCAACCCCUCCACGUUCUCCGCCUUGAUGGAGCUGUGCGAGGGCGGCUGGGUGGACAUCGUACUGGGCGGUCCGCCCUGUUCAACCUGGUCGCGGGCGCGCUACAAUCGUCGCCGACCUGGGCCGCCGCCGGUGCGAUCGCGGCGGUGCCCCUGGGGGCUGCCAGGCCUCAGGGGCUGGGGGGCCGCCAGAGUCGCGGAGAGUAACACCUUGACGCUGAACUUGUUGGCGCUCUGCGAGGCGUGCGGCCAGAGUGGCGGCGCCUUCCUCAUCGAGCACCCGGAGGACCCAGGGCAUGCGCCCUACCCAUCCAUCUGGAACACGACUGAGAUGCUGGAUUUCGAGACGAGGCGCUCGUCGCGGAGAGCGUGCUUGGACCAAUGCAUGCUGGGCGGACGGACGAAGAAGCCCACGUGUCUGAGCGGCGCGCUGCAGGGGCUGGAGGACCUGAACGAGCUGCGGUGUGACGGGUCCCAUGCCCGCGAGACGGCCGAGGGCAAGCUGGCCGACGGCACCUUCCGCGCGAGCCCGCUGGCCCAGUACCCCGAGGGGAUGUGCGAAACGCUGGGCACCUUGAUAGUUCAGACCCUGGCCAUCUUCGAGCAGACCGGCUUGGGCGGCACCGGGUGGCGAAGGCCGCCGGAGGCCGACAGGUCGGUCACCGCCUGGAGCUCGCGGAGCACUACGACGCCAGCGGUAGCCGUGCGGAACGAGGAUGUGCUUCGCGGUCGGGGGCUGGUGCUGGACGGGCCGCAGAUGGCCUUCUACCUGCGCGUCGACGACGGGGUGGUGAUGGCCGGUGGCAGCGGCUGUGGCCCACGGGCCUCUGGGAAGAUGCACCAGCUGGCGGAUGCCCUGGCCGAGGCCGGCUUCGUGGUCACUGACCGCACGGAGGCCAGCGACAUGCAGAAGGUGCUGGGCUACGCACCGCAGGCGCGUCCGGCGCAGCUACGCUUGCCCCCGAAGAGGGCACGAGAGCUGGUGCAGCAGCUGGGGGCGAUGGGCUCCACCCGCUCCCUCCACACCGAGGAGCUUCGGUCGCUCUUGGGGGUGUGGAUCUGGGGCGCACUACUUCGGAGGGAGCUGCUCUGCAUACCCAGCGCCGUCUUCAGGCUCCUGGAGAGGCGCCCGCACCAGAGGGUGUGCACCUGGGCCACCGUCCGCAGGGAGCUGCGGGCUAUGGCUCGAGUAGUCCCACUGAUGUACGCCGACCUGGGAGCCCCGCCAGCCCCCGUGUAUUUCGCGGCGGACGCCAUGGGCGCCAACGUGGAGGACGACGGCGGUUGGGGCAUCCUGGUGACAGACAUGAGCGAGGACAUCGCGAAGGACUUCAUCGACACGGGCGGCAACUUGGGCUACACCGUGGCGCGACUGGACGGCGAGCUUACUGGAUUGCGGCGUCCCGAGCAGGUCAUCCGUCGGACGAAGCCCUUCAGCCUCCUCCCCGACCGAGUGUUCAAGCCCGACGAGGACUGGGCGAUCGUAGGAGCGGGGAGGUGGCGGGCGGCCGACCACAUCACGCUGGGCGAGGGGCGCUGCGUCGUGAAGAUCAGCAGGCUGGCGGCCGCCACUCCGGCUCUACACCGCACCGUGCUGCCGAUCCUGGAGGACAACCAGCCAGUCUCGGGUGCGGUAUGCAAGGGGAGGUCCCCGGCGCACAUGUUGAACCACCUGUCGCGUCAGAAGACCGCAGCAGGGAUGGCAUCUCGUACGAAGAUUCUGAUUCCAUGGGUGGAGACGCUCAGGCAGCCUGCUGAUAAGAUAUCGAGGAAGCUGGACAGCACUUCUGUUGAGAAGGUAAAGCCGCACACCCUGGCAGCCUACAGGGCGGCGGCUAUGAAGUUCGUGACCUACCUGGACGAGCGCGGUUUUGUCCCCGACGGGCCCGAGCAGUGGGACGACCUGCUUGUCGAAUACAAGAACGACAUGCAGAUGACCAAGUGCAAUUUCGAGUACGCUGUCGCGGCAAUGGAGUUUGUCUUCCCGCGCCUGAGGAGGAAGCUGACUUGGUCCCACUCGGUGAUUGACGCAUGGCGAGUGUCGGCCGAGGUGAAGCACGCGCCGCCGCUCGGCCGCGCGCCGGCCAACCUGGCCGCUAUCUAUUUCUCCUGCUGGGGCGUGCCGCGGCUGGGGGUAGGCUUGCUACUACAGGUGGACCGCGGCCUGCGCCCGUCGGAGAUGCUUCAGCUCAGAGCAAAAGACAUAUCAUUGCCAUCGUCGAGAGGGGGGCCUGAUUUGCAGCCAAAUUGGGUUAUCAACUUGGGAGCCAAGUCGGGGACAAAGGCCAAAAGGAUGCAGUUCGCCAUUAUUCUGGAGCAGGGCGGAGUACUGGAGAACCUCUUGCACCGAGUAGUCUUGGGAACGCCGCCCGAGGGGCUCCUCUUUCCUUACUCGCUUGUCGACUACAGGCAUCGGCUCAAGCAGUUUGAAGCAGCCCUGGGCCUCGACAUUCACUGGGCGCCACACUCGGCGCGCGCAGGUUUCGCCAGCGAUUCCGUGGCUCGUGGUGUCCCCUUCCAGGACAUCAAGGAGGCAGGACGGUGGCUCACCGAGUCCAGCCUCCGCAUCUACGUGGACGUCGUCACCGCCUCCCGGGUCCUGGCGCAGGCUGAGCAGCGAGGAAUCGCACCGCUCAUCCGCGAGGCGGCCGAGAAGCUGCCCCACUACUUCCCGGAGGGCAUCUUCGGCGAGGGGGAGGGCCUCCAGCAUGCCGCCAGCGGGUUGGCGCAAGGGCCAGCGCCGCGGGCCCCAGCCCAGCCGCCUGCGCCAGCACUGGGCGCACUGGUGGAUGGGCUGCUGGCGGGUCCGCAGCAGCCGGGGGAUGCAGCGGCGGGCGCGGGCGCGGCCGAGGCCGAGGCGCCAGCGCCGGCGGCCCCAGGCGUGGCGGCACUGAGGCCCCCGCAGCCGCUGGCGGCGCAGCCGCUGGCAGCGGGCGCGGCCGCGGGGCAAAGGCGCGCGCGCUGGAGCAGCUGGUCGCUGUUGCGCGCGGCCUGGCUCAUCGCAAGGUGGUGCGGACGCUCGACUACUCGAGGAGUGACGUGGGCGGCGGUCGCCGCGAUGCUGAUCGGGUGGGGCUACAUGGCCGGGCCGCUCACCCACCUCGGGACCAUGAUGGGUGUCGUGGCCAGCGUAUCAGUCUCGGCUGGCAAGGUGGUCGACAGCAGCCUCGGGGCAGUCAUCACGGCAGCACAGGGCGUGUCCGACUUCGCCGUGACGUCGUCCCGCAGCUCGGCGAGCCUCCUGCAGGAAGCCUGGCGGGGGGUCGACAUUACCAACCUGCGCGUCCGCCAGCGCCACGCCGAGCGGCUAGCGGACGACCCCGAGAUCCUGCACGCCUGGAUCGAGCGCGAGUUCCUGACAGGCGAGCCUCGCCCGCCAGGAGCCGAGCAGGUCACCGCCGCGAUCUCUGAAGCUUCGGUGAACAUACCUCACAUGUCAGAGAGAUGGCAGAUGAUGAUCUGGCCAAGUCAAUACCGCGAGCUGCACAUGACACUUGACCUGCUGCCGUCCGGGUUCUACGGAGUCCACACGGUGCGCAGUCCGCGGCUCGUGGCACUGCAGACGCUGGCGAAGCGCUCCGGCAGCAAGGCGCUGGCGCGCAUCGCGGCGCAGGUGCAGGCGGGCGGCUACUUCGACAAGGUGAUCGGCGAAGUCGACGAGAUGAUUGCCUUGCUGCGGAGGGAAGAGAAGAUGGACAUCGAGCACCGCGACCGCUGCCAGAAUUCACAGAACGCUAACUCGAACUCCGUGGAGGACCUCAACUCUGACAUAACUAAGGCUGGCGAGGAGAUCGAGAGGAUGACGCACGAGCAGAGCAAGGUCAGGUCGGAGAUCACCGAGCUCGAGACCGAGAUCGCAAAGACGGAGAGCGACAUGGAGCAGGCCCUGGCGAUGAGGAACAAGGAGCGCCGUUCGUUCGAGAAGUCUGUGGAGGACGAUACGGCGGCCAUCGCCAUUGUCAAGAAGGCGCAGGCGGCGCUCGUGGCCUUUUACGAGCGCAACAAGAUCCCGAUGCUCGUCCAGAGGGAGCGCCUUGCCCGCCCGCCAGUCGAUCCGCGGCGAGUGAUUGCGCAGAGUCAGAGGCACAGUAUCGCCCGCAUCUGGGCGUACGCGGUUGUAGCCAGAUGCAUUCACAUAACCACCGACAUCAUGUACAAGCUGCCGCUCUCGUGGGCGCUGCCCAGCUGUCCACGCGUCUGCCUCUUCGAGGAAAGCAGGUUCAUUUGA
Messenger RNA from Prorocentrum cordatum, 7380 nucleotides. NCBI's taxonomy places the organism in Eukaryota, Dinophyceae, Prorocentrales, Prorocentraceae. The record is from the annotation of a GenBank genome assembly.